Messenger RNA from Thamnophis elegans (Western terrestrial garter snake), 1869 nucleotides. RefSeq names its product CTD small phosphatase 1 (gene CTDSP1). Gene Ontology annotation, molecular function: RNA polymerase II CTD heptapeptide repeat phosphatase activity. The record is from RefSeq and is a predicted model, not a curated record. NCBI's taxonomy places the organism in Eukaryota, Metazoa, Chordata, Lepidosauria, Squamata, Natricidae. The transcript has 7 exons. Bases 163 to 945 code for a protein of 260 amino acids.
UGUUGUUGUUGUUUAAAAAACAACAAUCGGGGGCGGGGGGGAGGAAAUAAUAAUAAUAAUAUAUAUAUAUAUAUCUGUGCGAAGUCCCGGAAAAUUCCUCGAAGCAGCGGAGGCGGAGAGACAAUCGGAGGCGGGAGGCGAGCUCUCUGCAGGUCUGGUCUAAUGGACAGCGGACCCAUUAUCACCCAGGUUAGCAAGGAAGAGGUGAACAGUCCUCUGCAGGAGAAAGGGGUUCAGAACCAAACAUCUUCCAAGAAACCCAGGAAUCGCAGCAUCUUCCAAUCGCUUUUUUGCUGCCUUUGCCAUGACAACUCAGAGCCUAUCCCUGUCAACAACAAUGCCCCACUGCUGGUGGAAGAAAACGGUUCGGUGACCAAGACCACAGUCAAAUACCUAUUGCCAGAAAUCAAACCCCAAGAUGCCAGUAAAAUCUGUGUGGUGAUUGACUUGGAUGAGACAUUAGUACAUAGUUCCUUUAAGCCGGUGAACAAUGCAGAUUUCAUCAUCCCAGUGGAGAUUGACGGGGUCAUGCACCAGGUGUAUGUACUGAAGCGACCCCAUGUGGAUGAGUUUCUGAGGCGGAUGGGUGAGCUCUUUGAGUGUGUACUCUUCACUGCUAGCCUGGCAAAGUAUGCCGAUCCGGUGGCUGAUCUGCUGGACAAGUGGGGAGCCUUCCGCGCUCGGCUCUUUCGUGAGUCAUGUGUCUUCCACCGGGGUAAUUACGUCAAGGACCUCAGCCGCCUAGGACGCGAUCUCACACGGAUCAUCAUUGUAGACAAUUCACCGGCCUCUUAUGUCUUCCACCCUGAUAAUGCUGUGCCUGUGGCUUCGUGGUUUGACAACAUGGCUGACACGGAGCUGCUCGACUUGCUGCCUUUCUUUGAGAGACUCAGCAAAGUGGAUGAUGUAUAUACUGUGCUAAAGCAGCAGCGGACUACUAGCUAGUGACCAAUGGAGGGGGCAGGGCUUUGGGCAGGGGAUGUCGGAGGGGUAGGUGUGCCCAUUUUGGCUGCUUUCUUCUGCUGACCUGUUCCCUCGACCUCGACAAGCAAUGCAGUGCCCAGGAAACCCUGCAGGAGGCAGCAGAGAGCAAUUAUUCCCGUGAGGCACCAGAAGAAACUCCAGCAUCUGAAUAUGAUCUUGAACCCCAGAAAGGAAACCUCCUUGCUGCUAUGGUUCACAGUUUCUCCCCUUGGAUUAUGGGUUGCAGAAACCAGGACAUCAGCCCCUUUCUCUACACACACACACACACACACACACACACACACACACACACACACACACAACAUCAAAUGUAACCAAAGCUACCAUCCAACUAUGGUCCUUUCCCUUCUAAUCAGAACAGUUUUCCACUCGUUUCCUGCCAUCUUGGGGGAAAGAUACACAAGUCUCUUUCCCGGGUAUUCACUGCACUUCAUUGUGGUAACUGUUCGUAUAUCUCCAUUGUCCUCAUUGCAGGAAAAGUGAUUUCUAAAAUCACCUAUCGGCUAGGAAGAGCCCAGAUUGAAAAUAUUCAAGAAAAGGUGGAGAAGAAAAGCUAAAAAGAACAAGCAGAACUAAUGUGGUGUGGAUGGGACAGGGAUACAGAAAAGUGAUAGAAAGAUGUGAGCAGGGGGUUGGCUUUUUUAGUGGCCUCAUCUCCGCCCUUAAAGGAGAAAAUGUGUCUGCUUCUUCAAAAGGCUUAGAUUUUUACUUGAAAUUUAAGCUGGAUCUUUUCACAAAGGGGCUGUGGAAAGUGUAUAACUAUUACACAUAAGCUAUCUCUUGGGACUAAUAGUGAGGUCAGUUUUGUCUUUUGCUCCUCUUGGAAAUAUCUCCCCCUCCCCUUAUGGGAAAAUUCCUAACUUUCCAAAUACAGUGAGGGGAGAA